Messenger RNA from Pelobates fuscus (common spadefoot toad), 1674 nucleotides. RefSeq names its product family with sequence similarity 178 member B (gene FAM178B). Bases 123 to 1673 code for a protein of 516 amino acids. Gene Ontology annotation, biological process: DNA damage response; protein localization to site of double-strand break; positive regulation of double-strand break repair. The transcript is spliced from 15 exons. Gene Ontology annotation, cellular component: nucleus; site of double-strand break. NCBI's taxonomy places the organism in Eukaryota, Metazoa, Chordata, Amphibia, Anura, Pelobatidae. The record is from RefSeq and is a predicted model, not a curated record.
UUUGAAGUGCCAGGAGCAGAAGAGGCCCAGCCUGAAAAAGGUGUUGGUGUCCACAAGGUUUAGGUUCAGAUAUAGAACAUAUUGAAGAUGAAAUCAAAGACAAUUGUGGCAAUCAGACUGAUAUGUCUGCUGACAAUAUGUCCCAGUGGCAUAAUCCCACAAAAAACAAUACUGGCCCGAGUUGUCCUGUGGAACGAAAAGAUGUUGAAAAGAAUGCAAUAUAUGAAUUGGAUCUUGGGUGUGUUGGUAAAAUUGAUAAACUAGUACUCAGAAAGCAAAGCCUUUUUGUUCAAAAGUACUCUGUGUGCCCAGAUGAAUUUCCAUUAAUAUAUCCAGGAGAAGAAUUUUUUUUUUUAUCGAAGAUGCUACAUCUCACCCGAAAUGACAUUUGGGCUUUGAAUGUGUCUGGAAUUAUUACCAAUAAUCCAUUGGAACAAUUUUUUUUCAGCUCAAGUUUCUCCCAGCAGGUUUCUUUAAUGAAAACUGGGUUUCUUAGCCAUGUGUAUCAUUCUGCUCCUUGCCCUAAACCAAUUUUGCACUGGCUUUUUCAGCUGAUGUCAUCAAAUCUCAACACGUCCAGAGACUCCUUUAAAACACUGUGGGAGAUCAGCAUAAGCACCUUAAUUACAUCAGAGCAUGCAGGUCAAAACAUGUGGUCCCCCAGCUUGAAGGAUAUUGAUUCUGUUCUCCAGAACUUGGGAGCUAGUCUAUUUGCUAUGUAUCCUCUUGAAAAGCUGGACACUAAAUCAAGAUGCACUUUUAUGAGAUAUGCCCUGCUUCAUCAGAAAAAGUACUCUCGCAACUCCAUGUAUUCACAUUUGUUGGUGACCAACCUCAAUAAUAUCAUGAAGUUCCUGACAUUGUGUGCAUUGGAAUGCCCCCAUGGUUUGUCAGACCAGGAGCUUCUCAUCUUAAUUACGCUACUGUGCAGAAUCAGCCUUGAUGUUAACCUGAAACAUGAACCCAAGGAAGAUUUGAGACAGCUACUCCUCAUUUUACUGGAGAAGAUCACUGAUUGGCUGGUUCAGAUGCCAAAGUUAUGCAUAUCAUUAAGUCAAAUAUCAUCUCACCAUCACAAUCUUCUAAGUGUAGUUCAGAUGAUACCGGACACUACUAACAAGGCACAGCAAAUGAAGAAACAGUUAAGCCUGCUUAUCAUUGCUAAACUGAUGUCUAAAGACACAGGACCUCUACUAUGGGUUGAAAAUCUACAACUGCCUUUUAUCUGUGAAUUGCUGAAAGAUAUGAAACCUUCUUCUCUAAAGCUGUAUCUAGAACAGAGGCUAGAAGCAGCAGACCCAGAGAAGGAAAUUACUCAAAGAGAACUGGACUGGGAGGCAUGUUACCUAUGCCACACUCUUCUUAAACUGGCCAAUAUAGUAGUGGCAGCAAAAAAAAUAUCUUUAAAUAAGUGGAUUUAUUUGCAAAAGCUUUGUAUCCAACUAAACAGACAUAUUAUCAAUAAUAUCAGAGAGAACCCUGUUAUUAUGUACCGCAGCAAGCUAAAAGACCUGGCUACAUAUAACUAUAUAAAAUGGAAAGAUAUGUUAUUUGAAGACCCCCGCAAGAUGCAAUACAGCUGGGUACAAUUUACCGAUUAUCAAGACCCAGGCAAUGAGGGUGUUGGAGUGGGAGGAACGCCAAAGGAAUCACUGGAAACGCCAAAGGAAUGAU